Closterium sp. Naga37s-1 is the source of this 2901-nucleotide messenger RNA. Lineage: Eukaryota; Viridiplantae; Streptophyta; Zygnematophyceae; Desmidiales; Closteriaceae. The record is from the annotation of a GenBank genome assembly.
AUGGCGUCGCGUCCACACUCUGAUAGCUUCGAUCCCUCUUCCCCCUCCCCUUCCCCUCUCUGCUUUCCCCCUCCCCCUUACAAGCACUCUCCUUAUUAUCCGUUCAUUUCAUCAGAGGGUCGCCUCUACUACCAGCAGCUGCCUACUGAAAGCUCACCCACGUUCCCCCUGCUCCCCUUUUCCCCUCUGCUUUCUCCUUUCCAAUAUUCCCCUUACAAGCAGCCUCCUUAUUAUCCGCCAAGGUCAUAUCAGUGGGUCGCCUCUACCAGCACCUGCCUGGCUAUUGAUCGUCCUCCCCCUUCCCCUCUUCUCCCCGUUCCCACUCUUCCCCCAUCCCCCAUUCCGCUUCCCUCCCCCUUCCCCUCUUCUCCCCGUUCCCACUCUUCCCCCUUCCCCCAUCCCGCUUCCCUCCCCCUUCUCCUUCCCCAUCCCCGCUACGAGCAGCCUCCUUACUAUCCGCUAAGUUCAUAUCAGUGGGUCGCCUGGUCUAUCAGGGGAGGGAGUGCGGUGGUGCUGGUGCUGGGGGGUGACAAGAUGAAGGCGGCGUGUGACGUGGUGGUUGCAAAUGGGUCCCAUGGGAUGGAAUGCGGUGCUGGGUAUAACGGGGUGGUGUGUGGUGCAUCAGCAUUAGAGAGUGUGGUGGCGCCGAGGGCAUCUUAUGCCAAGAUCGGCCGCAACACCAACACUCCGGGUCUCCAGCCCAACGCCUCUCUCCGUGCGGACCCCUCUCUUCUCCUCAACCGCGCUCUCCUCUCCCCCGCCCUCUGCACCCGCACCUGCACCACUAAACGCCGCGCCAAGCCGCCCAGCGCCGAGGACCUGCUCGGAAGAGACAGCGGUGCUACAGUGCUGCCUGGGGAGGAGCCGAUGGUGGCACUGGGAAGAACGGGCGGCGAGGUUGGGGAGAUGGAGGAUGAGGACGGGAAAAGAGAAAAGGAAGGCGAAGGUGGGAAUGAGAGGGAGAGACGGAAGGGAGAAGAGAGAGAAGGGUCGGUUAUUGGUGGGGAGAAAGGCAAGGAAGGGUCUAUUCUUGGGAAAGACGAACCUGAUCGGAAUGCUGACGUGGCAGUGGUGUUCAAGUCGUCGCCGCUGAUGUGUCUUUCCCGGAUAGGCCGGCUGGCGUCCGAGGCCCGGCGGUCCCUGGUGUACCCGCCGCACCUGCACCUUGCAGCGGAUCACCUUAUAACGAAGCACAUCCAACUGCAAGCAGGUGGGGAGAGCGGAGGGGGCGGAGAAGAGGACAGUGCAGAGAAUGGGGAAAGGGGGCAAAUGCAUGGAGGAGGGGGCGGGGGAGGCGGCGGGGGAGGGGGCGAGGGGGUGGUGGUGGUGGCGGCGCACUGGCGGGUGGAGAAGGCUCUACGGGCGGGAGUGCGGCAGCGGCAGAUGGCUGCCUGCGCUCGAGGGCUCGUGGACACUGUCAGGGGGUGGGCCACGCGGGUAGGGGGGGUGAGUGGGGGGAGUGGAGGGAGGGAGAAUGAAGGAGCAGGUGGGGCGGAGGGGAAGGAGGGUGGUGAGCAGCAGGUGGCGGUGUUUCUGGCCACGGAUCUGACUCCUGACAACAGGUGGAUGUCCAACUCCUUCACUGUACUCAGCAAGGAGCACCGGGACGUGGCUUUAAGAACAGUGCAGUUGAUGCAUGGGGAGCUUCGACCAAUCACAUGGGCUGCUGCUGAUUCCUCUGUCCCUCAGCUGGACACAGGCGUGCAGGAUGAUUACACUCAACCAUCACGCCUUCUUAUUGCUUUCUCUUUCCUUCUCCCUUCUUUCUCUCAUCUCCCUCCCUCAUCACCUCCCCUCAUCGCGUCCCCUCAUCUCCUUCCCUCAUCGUCUUCCCUCAUCACAUCCUUCCCAGGGGUGGUGCGCGGGCAUGGCCAGAGAACACCAUGCUUGCUUAUCGCAGCGCUGUUGGCAUUGGCGCGGCAGGCAGUGCGCCGACCAUUCUCUCCCCCUUUCCUUCACCUUUCCCCUCCCAGGGGUGGUGCGCGGGCAUGGCCAGAGAACACCAUGCUUGCUUAUCACAGCGCUGUUGGUGUUGGCGCGGCAGGCAGUGCGCCGACCAUCACUCUUAAUUAUGCUUCCAUCUCUCUUUCCCCCUUUCCUUCACCUUUCCCCUCCCAGAGGGGGUGCGCGGGCAUGGCCAGAGAACACCAUGCUCGCAUACCGCAGCGCUGCGCUGCUGCUGCUGCUGCUGCUGCUGCUGCUGCUGCUGCUGCUGCUGCUGCUGCUGCUGCUGCUGCUGCUGCUGCUGCUGCUGCUGCUGCUGCUGCUGCUGCUGCUACUGUUGCUGCUGCUUUGCCCCUUGCUGGCCAUGCAACUGGGGCUUGGGAUGGGAACUCUGUGUUGAUUCACAACGUGACAGUGGAUGAGACAACGGAUGGCAGAGGGCUUGUGGAGAGCUACUCUUUGGAGGAGCUCAGGUCAUUGGAUGCUGGGUAUCUUUUCACCCGAGAUGGCGGCAAAACGUUUCCCUACAGAGGAAAGGGACUGCAGAUACCAACACUUAGGGAGCUCUUUGACGAGUUUGCGAGCUACAAGGACCUUGUCAUCUACCUCGACUUCAAGUCGCCCAGAGCUGUUGCGCCGACCCUUCAGAUGGUUCGAGAGUACGGUCUGCAGCAGCGCAUCAUGAUGGGAGCCGUGCCUCCAGAAGCAAACAGAGAGGUACUCAGACUGAAGCCUAAGUGUGUGCCAGCCACACCUGACAUUAACUCCAUGAUACUUAUGUACAUCUGCUACGUGGUUGGCAUUCUUUGGCUUAUUCCCAUGCCCCACGAGAUUGUGGGAACGACAGCAUACAGAUGGGGCUACAAGGUUCUCAACCGUGAUUUUGUCGCGGCCUUCCAUCGACGAGGGCGGUGGGUGUCGGUGUUUGGAGAUUACCUCGACCACAGGGAGGGACAG